Molecule: messenger RNA, 849 nt
Organism: Hydra vulgaris (swiftwater hydra)
Lineage: Eukaryota; Metazoa; Cnidaria; Hydrozoa; Anthoathecata; Hydridae
Source: RefSeq, a predicted model, not a curated record
AUGAAAAUAAAAGAAACAAUAUCUAAUGAAGGAAAUAAAUUUGUUGAGCGUGUUCUAUCAUGUGAAAAAGAAUUAAAACAUUGCACAGGAUUUCCGAAUCGAAAAACAUUUGAUGCAGUUUUUAUAUAUCUUGACCCCGGAGAAAAUGGAGAAAACCUUAUCUUAUACAACAAAUGUGAAGGAACUGUAAGUAACACUGUUAUAACAUGGUUGAACUUUAUGUACAUAAGGCUGGGUAGUCUUAGCAUAUGGCCUACAUUAACUCAAGUAAAACAAAAUAUGCCUCAGUCCAUAAAGGACAAAUUUCCCAAUGUUAAAUGCAUCAUUGAUUGUCUUGAAAUAAAGGUAGCUGUACCUCAGUCAUUGACUGUACAUAAAUUGCUCUAUUCUGACUAUAGAAGUCACACAACUGUAAAGAUUUUAGUUGGCAUUGCCCCAGGAGGUGGUUUUACUUUUAUAUCUGCUGCUUACCCUGGGAGUAUAUCAGAUAAAGAAAUAACGAUUAAAAGUGGGCUUUUAAAUCCAACUUUAUGGAAUCACGGUGAAGAACUUAUGGCAGAUAGAGGUUUUACUAUACAAGAUUAUUUAAGUCCACUCGGAGUUAAAUUAAUUAUUCCAUCAUUUCUUCGAAGUCGCGAACAAUUCACUGAAACAGAGGUGAUACAAAGUCAGCAAAUUUCAAGUGACCGCAUUCAUGUUGAGAGAAUGAUUAAAAGAUUAAAAUGUUUUUAUAUAUUUGAUAGACUUAUUCCUCUAAACAUGAUUGGUUCUCUCAAUCAAAUAGUUACAGUUUGUGGAAUUUUAACUAACUUUCAUGAGUCUAUUAUAAAAAACGCAGAUAGAAAUUAA